Messenger RNA from Diospyros lotus (date-plum), 973 nucleotides. RefSeq lists its product as uncharacterized. Bases 174 to 560 code for a protein of 128 amino acids. The record is from RefSeq and is a predicted model, not a curated record. NCBI's taxonomy places the organism in Eukaryota, Viridiplantae, Streptophyta, Magnoliopsida, Ericales, Ebenaceae. Gene Ontology annotation, cellular component: nucleolus. The transcript is spliced from 2 exons.
GGUGGAGGAAGAGAGAAGGCGGGCUGGGUGAACGGGUCGGGACCCGACCCGACGACCCGCUUCCUGACAUUCGGUAACCGGUUCCUCUUUUUUAUAAAAAUAAAUCAAUAAAAAGCAAACAAGGCCUUACACAAGAUUGAAGAGGAAUUAGAAGGCUAGGGUUAGAGAGAAGAAUGGGGGAUCCGUAUGAGAGAGCGACGGCAGGUCGGCUGGCCUUCAAAGGGGGAGCUCUCGCUUCUCGUAGCAAAUCCAUCGACAAGAAGAAGAAGAAGAAGAAGAAGAAGAAGAGGAAUAAGCACACAGGCAAACCACCGGCUGCCGACGGCGAGGCUUCAGAAUUUCAGCCUCCGCUGGAGGAAGAACCUUCUACUAGUACGCCUGCGCCCUCCGAAGGAGGAGGAGAGAUUUACACGAUCGAUGCAGCAAAGCGUUUGAAGUACGAUCAACUGUUCCCAGUCGAGGCCAAGAGGUUCGGUUAUGACCCCAAGACUACCUUGUCCUCCGUCGAGGAUGCUCUCGACGAUCGCGUCAAGAAGAAAGCCGAUCGCUACUGUAAAUAAACCUAAUCUCCCCCUGAUAUACACCAACCACAUAUUUCCUCUAUCCAAAUACCAUCUCGAUUCAGGUUUUUUUGAUGUAAUGUUGGCAGUAUGCAUGAUAAUUAGCUCUGUUGGCAUGCCGCUCACAUCCAGCUUGUGCUCUGCAGGGAUUAUAUAGUGGUGCCUUUGCCGAUUGUGCCCCACUCUAUUGACGGUUGGUGUCCAGACUUGUAUGAUGAAAGUAUGAUAUAUACCUGCAGUGGAACUAGUUUGUAACUAUUUUGUACUUGCCAAAUUAGUUGAGAAUCACGUGUUUUGCCUUUCGUGGUCUGUAGAAUUGUCUUGAGAGACAACGUCCGCUAACUAUUUUAAGCUGGGGAGAGCAACUCCAAAGGGAGUUGCCCAAAAUUUGGGGUGUUAAAUCACCUACAACU